Molecule: messenger RNA, 2819 nt
Organism: Syngnathus typhle (broad-nosed pipefish)
Lineage: Eukaryota; Metazoa; Chordata; Actinopteri; Syngnathiformes; Syngnathidae
Gene: casr
Product: calcium-sensing receptor
Exons: 6
Coding region: 39-2819 (926 amino acids)
Biological process (GO): intracellular calcium ion homeostasis; G protein-coupled receptor signaling pathway; regulation of calcium ion transport
Cellular component (GO): membrane
Molecular function (GO): G protein-coupled receptor activity; calcium ion binding
Source: RefSeq, a predicted model, not a curated record
CUCCGUGUUAUCUGCUGCUCCUGGGAUGCACUUGUGUCAUGUCCACCUACGGGCCUCAUCAGCGAGCACAGAUGACUGGUGAUAUUUUGCUCGGAGGCCUCUUUCCCAUUCACUUUGGGGUGGCGUCCAAAGACCAAGACCUGGCGGCGCGGCCUGAGUCUACACAAUGUGUCAGAUUUAAUUUCCGUGGUUUCCGUUGGCUGCAGACCAUGAUUUUUGCAAUUGAGGAGAUUAACAACAGCAGCACUCUGCUGCCAAACAUCACAUUGGGUUACAGGAUCUUUGACACGUGCAACACUGUGUCAAAAGCACUGGAAGCCACUCUAAGUUUUGUGGCCCAAAACAAGAUCGACUCGUUGAAUUUGGAUGAAUUCUGCAACUGCACCGACCACAUCCCAUCUACUAUCGCGGUCGUAGGAGCCGCUGGAUCUGCUGUUUCUACAGCGGUGGCAAACCUAUUGGGACUGUUUUAUAUUCCACAGAUCAGCUAUGCCUCAUCCAGUCGCCUUCUAAGCAACAAGAACCAGUACAAGUCCUUCAUGAGAACUAUUCCUUCGGAUGAGUACCAAGCUACGGCAAUGGCGGAAGUAAUUGAGUAUUUCCAAUGGAACUGGGUCAUCGCCGUGGCCUCAGAUGACGAUUACGGGCGACCUAGCAUAGAGAAGUUUGAGAAAGAAAUGGAGGAGAGGGACAUCUGCAUUCAUCUCAAUGAACUCAUCUCUCAGUACAUGGAGGACCACGAAAUCCAAGCGCUGGCCGACAGGAUUGAAAAUUCUAGCGCCAAAGUCAUCGUGGUGUUUGCUAGUGGUCCUGACAUGGAGCCUCUCAUCAAAGAGAUGGUGAGAAGAAACAUCACCAAUCGCAUUUGGAUUGCCAGUGAAGCUUGGGCAAGCUCCUCUCUCCUCGCUAAACCUGAAUAUCUCGACGUAGUGGCAGGCACGGUUGGUUUUGCCUUAAAGGCGGGACAUAUACCUGAGUUGAAAGAGUUCCUGCAACAAGUGCAACCAAAGAAAGAUGGCCACAAUGAAUUUGUCAGGGAGUUUUGGGAGGAAACUUUUAACUGCUAUCUGAAAGACAGUCCGAGACGCCAAGAAAGUGACAACGGUAGCACAAGUUUUAGGCCUUUGUGUACUGGUGAGGAAGACAUCACCAGUGUGGAGACGCCCUACCUGGACUACACCCACCUUCGUAUCUCAUACAAUGUGUAUGUGGCAGUUUACGCUAUUGCACAGGCCCUGCAGAACAUCUUAACCUGUACACCUGGGGAUGGACUAUUUGCAAACAACUCUUGUGCAGAUAUAAAGAAAAUGGAAGCAUGGCAGGUACUCAAGCAACUCAGACAUCUGAAAUAUACCAACAGUGCUGGAGGAAAGAUGACUUUUGACGAGAACUUUGAUUUGGGGGCAAACUACACAAUCAUCAACUGGCACAGGUCCGCUGAAGACGGUUCUGUGGUUUUUGAGGAGGUUGGAUACUAUAAUGUUUAUUCAAAAAAGGGAGGCAAGUUAGUCAUUGACAAGACAAAGAUUCUCUGGAAUGGAUUCAGUUUGGAGAUGCCGUUCUCCAACUGUAGUGAGGAGUGCGAACCCGGCACCAGAAAGGGCAUCAUCGACAGUAUGCCUACUUGUUGCUUUGAAUGCAGUGAAUGCUCAGAUGGAGAGUACAGCAACCACAAAGAUGCCAGUAUUUGCAUCAAGUGUCCCAAUAACUCUUGGUCCAGUGGGAACCACACCUCGUGCUUUUUAAAAGAAAUAGAGUUUCUGUCCUGGACUGAACCAUUUGGGAUAGCUUUGGCCAUAUGUGCAGUACUGGGUGUCGUCUUGACAGCUUUUGUAAUGGGAGUGUUUGUUAAAUUCCGCAACACCCCAAUAGUGAAAGCCACGAACCGAGAAUUGUCUUACUUGUUGCUCUUCUCGCUUAUUUGCUGUUUCUCUAGCUCACUCAUCUUCAUCGGACGGCCGCACGAUUGGAUGUGCCGUCUGCGUCAACCGGCUUUUGGUGUCAGUUUCGUUCUUUGCAUUUCUUGCAUCCUCGUUAAAACCAACAGAGUGCUUUUGGUCUUUGAGGCCAAGAUCCCGACCAGUUUCCAUCGUAAAUGGUGGGGUUUGAACCUGCAGUUUCUUUUGGUCUUUCUCUUCACCUUUGUCCAAGUUAUGAUAUGCGUGGUGUGGCUUUACAACGCUCCGCCUUCCAGCUACAUGAACCAUGACAUCGAUGAGAUUAUUUUCAUCACCUGCAAUGAGGGAUCUGAGAUGGCUCUUGCGUUUCUCAUUGGCUACACUUGCCUUCUGGCGGCAAUCUGUUUCUUCUUUGCAUUCAAAUCGCGCAAACUUCCAGAAAACUUCACCGAAGCCAAGUUCAUUACUUUCAGCAUGCUCAUCUUUUUCAUCGUUUGGAUCUCCUUCAUCCCCGCCUACUUUAGCACUUACGGCAAGUUUGUUUCAGCGGUGGAAGUCAUCGCAAUUCUGGCGUCCAGCUUUGGGAUGCUGGCCUGUAUUUUCUUCAAUAAGGUCUACAUCAUCCUAUUCAAAUCCUCCAGGAACACCAUUGAGGAAGUCAGGUGCAGCACAGCAGCCCAUGCCUUCAAAGUGGCCGCCAAAGCCACACUCAAACAAGGCACGGUGUCCAGAAAAAAGUCCGGUAGUAGUGGUGGAUCAUCUGCCUCAUCGCCAUCGCCAUCGUCCUCCGUCAGUCUCAAGACUAACCGUGACGGUGGUGAGACGCCCUCUGGAAGGAAAAAGCCAAGAGUGAGCUUUGGCAGCGGGACCGUCAUGUUGUCUUUAAGCUUUGAGGAGUCCAGAAGGGGUUCUUUAAUGUGA